AGAACAAGGCAUGAUUGGAUUCGUGUAUAAGAAGCCGACGAAACUCACGCCCUGCCAAUCCACCCAAACCAAUCUUUCUCUCUCUUCUUCUUCUUCUUCUUCUUCUUUAUUAAUCGCCAUUGAACAAGGAACCCUUCUUCUUCCAAGCUUCCAAUAAGCCACCACACACACACACUGCUAUAUCUUCUUCUCUCCACAACCUUUAGAAUUGGUGGUUCAAAAUCAUAAUGGCUAUGCAGCAACAACAUUACUAUGGUCAUGAAUGGAAACCCAUAUCAGAAAAUUCAUCAAAUGGUUGUUUUGAUUGUAAUAUCUGUUUAGAUUUUGCUCAUGAGCCAAUAGUAACACUAUGUGGCCAUCUUUACUGUUGGCCUUGUAUCUACAAAUGGCUUCAUGUCCAAAGUGCCUCUCUUGCCUCUGAUGAGCACCCUCAGUGCCCGGUUUGCAAAGCCGAAAUAUCACACACCGCUAUGGUACCUCUCUAUGGUAGGGGUGGUGUUGGCCACAACAACACCGAGCUUGAAAGAAAAUCGGUCAGAAUGGGAAUAGGAAUGGAAAUGGAAAUCCCGCCUAGACCAUCAGCUUGUGGUGCACAAAUUGCCCUUACAUCACCUACUACUACUACUACUACUCGUUCAGGUCAACAACAACUUCCCUAUCGAAAUCCUUACCAAAAUCAACAACAUUACCACGACGAGGAUGAUGAUUUAUUAUCAUCCUCAUCGCCCAUGACAGGUUUUCAUCACCCUGUUGUGGGGAUGUUCGGGGAUAUGGUCUAUGCUAGGGUUUUUGGAAACUCGGAGAGUUUGUACUCGUAUCCAAACUCGUAUCGGGGUCUAAUGGGGAGUAGUAGUAGUAGUAAUCCAAGGCUGAGGAGGCAAGAAAUGCAGGCUGAUAAGUCACUUAAUAGAAUUUCAAUAUUUUUAUUUUGUUGCUUUCUUCUUUGCCUUAUUGUCUUUUGAUUCUUCUACACAUUGCUCAUUUUGUAAACUUUGUAAAGAGGAAAAAAAGAUAUUGAGGUGAGCUUAUUAAAAACAUAGAUAUAUUUAUAUAUAUAUAUAGAUGAAUUGGGAUC
Messenger RNA from Cannabis sativa, 1075 nucleotides. Its product is annotated as E3 ubiquitin-protein ligase RMA1H1. The record is from RefSeq and is a predicted model, not a curated record. Bases 228 to 962 code for a protein of 244 amino acids. Gene Ontology annotation, cellular component: endoplasmic reticulum. NCBI's taxonomy places the organism in Eukaryota, Viridiplantae, Streptophyta, Magnoliopsida, Rosales, Cannabaceae. Gene Ontology annotation, molecular function: ubiquitin protein ligase activity; ubiquitin-like protein conjugating enzyme binding; metal ion binding. The transcript is spliced from 2 exons. Gene Ontology annotation, biological process: ubiquitin-dependent protein catabolic process.